AUGGCAACCAGUGCAAAGUUUAGCGUGAAACUUCUCAUUGAUCAGAAGAGAAACAAAGUCGUUUUGGCUGAGGCAGAUCAGGGUUUCGUUGACGUGCUCAUCAGUCUUUUGAGUCUCCCAAUGGGUAAAAUUGCUCGUUUCCUGGAGAAUCAUAAAGAUUUGCCGACAGUCUUAGCUUGUUUUCAAAACCUUAACAGAAGCGUUACAGAUAUGGGCAUCGAACAUUUUGAGACUGAAGCUUGCAAGAGUAUGUUACUGUCGUCUGUCUCCGAAUAUUUCUUAUGCGAUUCAAUGUAG
Eruca vesicaria subsp. sativa (arugula) is the source of this 297-nucleotide messenger RNA. The record is from the annotation of a GenBank genome assembly. Lineage: Eukaryota; Viridiplantae; Streptophyta; Magnoliopsida; Brassicales; Brassicaceae.